This is a messenger RNA of Conger conger (European conger), 4671 nucleotides long. RefSeq names its product probable serine/threonine-protein kinase clkA. The transcript has 13 exons. The record is from RefSeq and is a predicted model, not a curated record. Lineage: Eukaryota; Metazoa; Chordata; Actinopteri; Anguilliformes; Congridae. The coding region runs from base 1 to 1911 and encodes 636 amino acids.
AUGUUUUCCAUGUUUCACGACUGCAACACCAACAACUACAGUAACAGCUGGUACAACAACUCCUACAAUUACAAAUGCGCCAACCACUGCAACACCAACAACUACAGUAACAGCUGGUACAUCAAGUCCUACAACUACAAAUGUGCCAACCACUGCAACACCAACAACUACAGUAACAGCUGGUACAACAACUCCUACAACUACAAAUGCGCCAACCACGGCAACACCAACAACUACAGUAACAGCUGGUUUCACGACUGCAACACCAACAACUACAGUAACAGCUGGUACAACAACUCCUACAAUUACAAAUGCGCCAACCACUGCAACACCAACAACUACAGUAACAGCUGGUACAACAACUCCUACAACUACAAAUGCGCCAACCACUGCAACACCAACAACUACAGUAACAGCUGGUACAACAACUCCUACAACUACAAAUGCGCCAACCACGGCAACACCAACAACUACAGUAACAGCUGGUACAACAACUCCUACAACUACAAAUGCGCCAACCACUGCAACACCAACAACUACAGUAACAGCUGGUACAACAACUCCUACAACUACAAAUGCGCCAACCACGGCAACACCAACAACUACAGUAACAGCUGGUACAACAACUCCUACAACUACAAAUGCGCCAACCACUGGAACACCAACAACUACAGUAACAGCUGGUACAACAACUCCUACAACUACAAAUGCGCCAACCACUGCAACACCAACAACUACAGUAACAGCUGGUACAACAACUCCUACAACUACAAAUGCGCCAACCACUGCAACACCAACAACUACAGUAACAGCUGGUACAACAACUCCUACAACUACAAAUGCGCCAACCACUGCAACACCAACAACUACAGUAACAGCUGGUACAACAACUCCUACAACUACAAAUGCGCCAACCACUGUAACACCAACAACUACAGUAACAGCUGGUACAACAACUCCUACAACUACAAAUGCGCCAACCACGGCAACACCAACAACUACAGUAACAGCUGGUACAACAACUCCUACAACUACAAAUGCGCCAACCACUGCAACACCAACAACUACAGUAACAGCUGGUACAACAACUCCUACAACUACAAAUGCGCCAACCACUGCAACACCAACAACUACAGUAACAGCUGGUACAACAACUUCUACAACUACAAAUGCGCCAACCACUGCAACACCAACAACUACAGUAACAGCUGGUACAUCAAGUCCUACAACUACAAAUGCGCCAACCACUGCAACACCAACAACUACAGUAACAGCUGGUACAACAACUCCUACAACUACAAAUGCGCCAACCACUGCAACACCAACAACUACAGUAACAGCUGGUACAACAACUCCUACAACUACAAAUGCGCCAACCACUGCAACACCAACAACUACAGUAACAGCUGGUACAACAACUCCUACAACUACAAAUGCACCAACCACUGCAACACCAACAUCUACAGUAACAGCUGGUACAACAACUCCUACAACUACAAAUUCGCCAACCACGGCAACACCAGCAACUACAGUAACAGCUGGUACAACAACUCCUACAACUACAAAUGCGCCAACCACUGCAGCACCAACAACUACAGUAACAGCUGGUACAACAACUCCUACAACUACAAAUGCGCCAACCACUGCAACACCGACAACUACAGUAACAGCUGGUACAACAACUCCUACAACUACAAAUGCGCCAACCACUGCAACACCGACAACUACAGUAACAGCUGGUACAACAACUCCUACAACUACAAAUGCGCCAACCACUGCAACACCAACAACUACAGUAACAGCUGGUACAACAACUCCUACAACUACAAAUGCGCCAACCACUGCAACACCAACAAUUACAGUAACAGAUGUUCCCACCACCACCAGAUUUCUUCAGUUCACCUCCAGUGACACAUUUGUAGCUGAUCUCGCAAACACCAGCUCAACUGCCUUUCAAACUCGAGCACAGUCAGUAAGCAAUACGCUAACACCAUUGUACAGGUCUGCCUUUCCUAAUUCCUUCGAGAGCUAUCGUGUAACAAGAUUCAGGAGUGGAUCAGUUGUCACAGAAGGAGCUAUGGUCUUCCGCUCAUCAAAUGUACCCAGUGAUACUGACAUAGUCACCGCUCUCCAGAACAGUCCCAUGGCAAUUAAUACUCUAACCAUUGAGUCUUCCUCAAUUACAGUCAGUACUGAAGCUCCAACUCCAACUCCAACUACAACUCCAACUCCAACUCCAACUACAACUACAACUCCAACUACAACUCCAACUCCAACUACAACUCCAACUACAACUACAACUCCAACUCCAACUACAACUACAACUCCAACUACAACUCCAACUCCAACUACAACUACAACUACAACUCCAACUCCAACUACAACUACAACUACAACUACAACUACUACAACUACAACUACAACUACAGCCCCCACAAUUCGUCCACCUAGCACUCCAGUUGUGGGACUUCAAGCUACUUUGCAGAACCCCUUCAUACCUGCAUUCAGUGAUAACAAUUCACCAGCAUUCCGGGGCCUAGCAAGGAUUGUGAUUAUUGCAUGUGACCUGAUCUACAGUCGACGCUUUGGAUUCAUUUUUGUUGAGACAAUUGUGAUCGCAUUCAGGCCCGUGGCACUAUUCCGCAUGGAGAACAGUACUCAGGCCCAAAUAGAGCUGGUCUUUAACGACAACACACCACCAGAGUCAGUCCCAACCAGUGAGGAAGUUGUUACUACACUGGUGGAUGCUGUGAACAGCCCCAACAACACAUUCAACCUCACUAUUGACCCCAAUUCUAUUGCUGUUACAACAAUCCCCAACCGUGUAGUGGAGCUGGUAUUCACGUCCUUGGAUACAUUUGUAAAUGCGCUUUCAAACCAAAGCUCAGAGGUCUUUUCAAACAGAGCGCGCAUCACAAGGGAGCAGAUAGAGCCAGUCUUCAGAGCCAACUUCUCAUCAUUCCUCGGGAUGACUGUCACAAGUUUCAGGGCUGGAUCAAUCAUCACCAUGUCACGUUUGGCCUUCAACUCCUCAGGAAGUGUUCCCAACAGCACUGAAAUAGCGAGCUCUCUGGCAAACGCAGUACGGAACGGACAAGUCAACUUAAACAUUGACCCACACUCAAUUACAGUCAAUGGGAUUGUCAUAGCCUCAUCCGCAGAUGGAGUCGGCACCAAGACGAGCCUGGUCACGGCUUUAUGCUUUGUUUUCACAUCAUUGCUGUUGUCCCACUUCUGGUAAACUCCCCUGUAAACCCAUCACCCCAAGAUGAACAUUGUGCAAUAAUGGCAAAUCAAAAGGACAUUUUAAGGAACAAAAACACACCCAGCCACCCAGAAGAUCACUGUUCCCAGCACUGUUUCAAGUGGACCUAAAUUGUAAACAAAACCUUGUAGUCGAGCCGAGAAAGGUGUCCACUAACUUCUAUUUGUCCAUACAUCAAAGACCCACAUGCAUGUGUUUCAGCUUUUCUUAUGAUCCUGGAGCUUUCGAUUUGUGUUCCAUGCUGAUUCAGGUGGAAUAAUUGCAAUUUAGGUAGGAGUAUGUCUAUUUUAGGGGACAACUGCUAUUUUUCCAAGCUAAUUCCCAUGUGACAUGAUGCAUAUUUUUGCAAACUUAUCAGAUGACGUUGCUAAAUGUUAACACAGGGGCAGGAUUUGGGACUUCUCAAAAAACCUGCCUCACUGCUCUUUGUGAACAUUUUGUGCCCAUUUUAGAUGCUAAACCCAGGAAGAAAAUGCUGAUACACGUGGGCUUUUAAUAAUGAAUUCUCAGAUUUAUCCUUCAAGCUAAUCUACUGGUAGGGUUUAAAUAAUUGGGAGUCUUAAUGCCUUCAUGUCAUCCUGUGUAAAUCCAUAGAGCCUUCUCAGUUAAUUGUUCAUUUUUGAAAAGUUAUUUAUUGUUCUGGAGAUUAACAGUCAUGCCAGCCUGAAUACAGCUAAUAAUAAUUGAACAUUAUUUUCAUAAUGUUUUAUCACUAUGAAAAAAAAAAUCUAAGUCAGUGCUUUAGAGAUUUUAUUUCCUAUGAAAUCAGUCAUUUCUUGAAGUUAGUCAAACUUUAAUGAAGGCUGGCUAUCUAUCUAGAACACCACACAAAUAUUAAUUCUAGUACUUUAUGGAGCAAUAACCACAGUGUAAUACUUUUUAAUUCAUAAAUAAAAGUUAAGAUUAAGGGGAAAUUCAUAAAAUUAUAUAUGUGAUAUAAUAAUAAUUUGAGAGCAGUCACUCUAUGUGCACACUAAUGAAGAGCCUUUGUCGCCCAGGAUUACUGAUCAAAGCUAAGUGACUUAUUUGAGCCUGAGUGUUUGUACUCAAAUGUGUUUAUUGUCAAAACAUUUUCUGUAACAUUUCUGUGUUUUUAACUUAAAAUAGUUUGAAGCUUAAAGGUUAAGGUUACGAAAAGGUUUAAUUUUUUGUUGCAAAGAAAAACAUAAAGAAAGGUCCUGUUUUAUAUUUAGAUUAUUUUUUGAACAGCCCUGUAUUGUAUGCCCAAUAAUAAUAAUAGUAAUAAUAAUAAUAAUAAUAAUGGAUAGGUUUCUGUUUAUAAACAAUGAAGAGUGCACGAGCAGCUCAGAGGCAGAAACAUUUGAAAUGCCACAAACACAGGCAUUAAGCCUUCAUUUUUUUAUUAUCAUUAUGAUUGUUGGGGCAAUAAACAUUUUAAUAAACCA